This is a messenger RNA of Adineta steineri, 588 nucleotides long. Lineage: Eukaryota; Metazoa; Rotifera; Eurotatoria; Adinetida; Adinetidae. The record is from the annotation of a GenBank genome assembly.
AUGUGGGAAGAAUUAAUUCUACAAAAUUUUCCUCAAUUAGAAAAUUUUUAUUUCCAUUAUAAUGUAGUUCCACAGGAAGAAGAUGACUUUAUCUUUCUUGGUUGUGUAUGUGAUCAAUUUAUUUCUUCAUUUUGGAUAAAACGACAAUGGUUUGUUGAAGUUGCUAUUAAACAUGACACUAUUUCUAUUAUUAUUAAACCACACAGACAAAAAUGGUAUGAAUUUAUUAAUAUUGACAACGAUGAUUUUAAUGUUUAUCAUUCGACUCUACUUAUUAUUCGAUAUAAUCCUAUAGAUGAAAUCGAAUGGAUUGUAGAUGUAGCAACAAUUUAUCAUUUAGAAAUUAGUGAAGAAGAUUUUCUCAUUGGUGCUAUAUUCGAAAUUAUGAAUCUCUUACCUGAUCUUGAUUCAUUAAAACUAUCGUCUAUAACAUUAUCAACUACAACAUUAUUAUCGAUUGAGGAACGCGAAGAAAUUGAUUUUAUAGUAGAUAAUAAUCAAAUUACAAAAGUUUAUCUUGAAAAAAUGAAUAAAUUUGAUGAUGUUCUUUUUCUUAUUGAUCUACUUUCUGAACUAAAAUAUCUUUAA